Messenger RNA from Suillus plorans, 579 nucleotides. RefSeq lists its product as uncharacterized. The transcript has 2 exons. Lineage: Eukaryota; Fungi; Basidiomycota; Agaricomycetes; Boletales; Suillaceae. The record is from RefSeq and is a predicted model, not a curated record. Gene Ontology annotation, biological process: protein phosphorylation. The annotation marks the transcript as partial. Gene Ontology annotation, molecular function: ATP binding; protein kinase activity.
AAACUCUUUUGGCCAGAAGAGGCACGCUUGAGCGAGCCUGAGAUACUCGCGAAAGUGCAGGCGAUCGCUGAACGUGACUCGUGGGUGAAGGGCCAUGUCCCAGACAUGGUCUGGUUCCAUAGGUUUGAUGAGACAUCCACGGCCCGCAUCAGAAAGGCAUUAGGAAUGGAUCACAAUACGCAGGGCAGCCGAGUCUUUUACAUCAUCGUAUUCAGGAAGCUUCAGCCGAUCACAGACCUAAGUGGGCCUGAGUUUCGCGAUGCAUGGUGGCAAAUCAUUAAUUGUCAUCGUAUACUCUGGGAAGGUGGUGUCUAUCACCGUGAUAUCAGCCCCAGCAAUCUCAUGUACUAUCGGCUCUUAUGCGGUCGUGUGAUAGGCGUCCUCAACGACUAUGAUUUAUCAUCCAUUCAAGAUGAUUGUGCCAGAGGCAAUGAGCGCACAGGAACGGUACCUUUCAUGGCGAUCAAGCUGCUCACAGUAUCGGCCAUCGACGGCGCAGUUGAGCACGUGUACCGGCACGAUGCUGAAUCAUUCAUCUGGGUUUUUGUCUGGGUCUGUCUUCGGUAUAAGGAUGGCAAA